Messenger RNA from Salvelinus sp. IW2-2015, 4507 nucleotides. Its product is annotated as serine-rich adhesin for platelets-like. Lineage: Eukaryota; Metazoa; Chordata; Actinopteri; Salmoniformes; Salmonidae. The record is from RefSeq and is a predicted model, not a curated record. Gene Ontology annotation, biological process: positive regulation of triglyceride storage; lipid storage. Gene Ontology annotation, cellular component: cytosol; lipid droplet.
GUCCCUAUGAGGUGUUUGCCUGACAAUCACUAAGGUAAUUCACUCUUUCUGCAUAUUCUGUUUUACAGGAUUGGUGAAAAAGACAUGUCGUACACAAAUAAUCAUCACAUUGAGGCCAACGUCGUGCAACGGGUGGCUAGUCUGCCUCUCUUCGACUCCGCCCUGAAAUCUGUUGUUUCAGUUUACACGGACGUAAAGGGCCGUUACCCGCUCCUGGGUGUGGUGGGGGGCGUGGCUGAGAUUGGGGUGCGUAAUGUGUCCCAGGUUGCCAUUCUCCGUGCCACCCCUCUCCUACUUAGUCUGGAGCCCCAGAUUGAGGUCGUCAAUAACUAUGCUUGUAUGGGCUUGGACCAGCUGGAAAAGAACUUUCCCGUCCUGCACCAGUCUACAGAGGAGGUAUUGGGUAGCCUGAAGGAUGCCUUUUUCCUGACCAUGGAUGAUGUGCAGCUGCGUGUGAAUGAUGAGCUGGACGGGAUGCAGGGGCGCUGGGACAAGCUGACCGAUGCCACCUGGUACUAUCUCCUGGCUCUGCAGGAGUCACAGCUGGGUCAGAUGGCCACCUCGGGCCUGGACGACAUCCUCACACGCUCAGAGGAGGCCAUGGCCAAGUACAUGCCCCUGACGGGUACACUGCGCCUAGAGUGGGAGAGGAGGACACAGCAGUAUGAGGAUGAAGAUGGGGAGGAUGAGCCUGGGUUGUGGACGCGGUUCCGAGGCCUCCUGCUCUGUCUGAGCCUGCAGCUGUACCACCGCCUGCUGAAGCUCAGAAACAGGCUGGAGCAGGCCAUGGGGAUGCUACAGGACGCUACCGACAGGAUGGGCCUGAGCAGGCUGCUGGAGGUGGUGGGGUCUGUGCUCCAGAUGCUGCAGCUGUUCUACGUGUCCCAGGUGUUGCGUCUGGAGGCCAUGAGGAGGCUGGUCCUGGACCAGCUGAAGGCCCAGGUCCGGGUCCUGGCUGAACUGGGACCCAUCAAUCAGCUGCUGGGACUGCCUGCUCAGGUGCAGCUUGUGGUGGCCGACCUGCAGGAGCUGGGCAAGAUCCUACUGCAGCUGCUGGUCAACAGCACCCCUCUCUACAACAUGCUCCAGCAGCCAAGUGAUCAGGAUGUGGAGGACUUCCUCAACCAGCAGGAAUCCAUGUCCUCUGACACCACUCYCCGCAGUUCUGCCAYUAGCCUCUUUCUCAAGGCCAUGGACGGCCGCCCACACAAACGCAAGAGCUCGUAUACCCUCUCCCAAACGGGCUCAACCAGUGCCCCCAGUCCAGCCUCAGCCAAAUCGCCCAACGGCAGCUGUGGCAGCCAGAAGCAGGAUGACCAGACUCUCUCUCUGGAGCUCAAGAACCUGGAUCUCCCUUCCACCAUCGCUGUGUGUUGUCGCUCUUCAGUACGCAGGGGCUCAUCCAGCGGCAUCAAUCCCCCAGACCCCAGCCCAGCUCCCGACCCAGCCCCGGGUAACCCAGCCAACAACGAUGACCAGCCUCUCUCUCGCCAGGGCAGCCAGAAGCCUGAUGACCAGCCUCUUUCUCGCCAGGGCAGCCAGAAGCCUGACGACCAGCCUCUCUCUCGCCGGGGCAGCCAAAAGCAGGAAGACCAGCCUCUCUUUGUGGAGCUGGACAGCACUGUGUGUCGCCGCUCCUCAGCCAUCGAGUUCCUCUUAGCCCCCAUCAUUCAGUACCUGAGCCCUGGGCAACUGUCAGAUGAGACUGUUAUACCUGAGGUGGAGACCACCAAGUUCCAUCCAGACACAAGAGACGAGAGCCUACCCAGACACAAGAGCCUGUCUGCCCGCUCCCAAAGAAGCUCAUCAAGUGCUGGCAUCCCGGAUGACCAGUCUCUCUCUCGCCGGGGCAGCCAGAAGCAGGACGACCAACCUCUCUCUCUGGAGCUGGACCCCCUAGAGCUUCCUUCUACCAGCAUCGUGUGUCGCCCCUCCUCGGCUGCCGAGGUCCUCGUAGGUUCUGUCCUCCAGUACAUUAACUCUGAGCCAUCCUCAGACGAGCCCGUUGUACCCGAGGUGGAGACCACCGAGAACCACAUUAAAGCCAGAGACGAGAGCCUACCCAGACGCAAGAGCCUGUCUUCCAGCUCCCACUGGAGCUUGUCCAGUGCCGUUGCACCUGUGGUGGAGACCACUGAGGACCUGAGCCCUGAGCAAGGCUCAGAUGAGGCCAUUACACUUGAGGUGGGCAUUGAGUACUACUCAGACACAAGAGACAUGAGCCCACCCAGACGCAAGAGCCUGUCUGCCCGGUCCCGUCGGAGCUCGUACAGGGCUGUUGCACCCGAGGUGGAGACAUCUGAGGGCCUGAGACCUGAGGAAGUCUCAGAUGAGGUCAUUGCACUUGAGGUGGAGAGCACUGAGUACUACUCAGAUGCAAGAGACGUGAGCCCUUCCAGACACAAGAGCCUGUCUGCUGGCUCCAACAGAAGCUCAUCAAGUGCUGGUAACCCGGGAUACCAGUCUCUCUCUCGCCGGGGCAGCCAGAAGCAGGACGACCAACCUCUCUCUCUGGAGCUGGACCCCCUGGAGCUCCCUUCUACAAGCACCGUGCGUCGCCCCUCCUCGGCUGCCGAGGUCCUCCUAGGUUCCAUCCUCCAGUACCUGAGCUCUGAGCCACCCUCAGACGAGUCCAUUAUACCCGAGGUGGAGACCACCGAGAACCACACAGAAACCAGAGACGAGAGCCCACCCAGACACAAGAGCCUAUCUGCCCACUCCCGCAAAACCUCAUCAAGUGCUGGCAACUCGGAUGACCAGCCUCUCUKUCGCCGGGGCAACCAGAAGCCUGACGACCAACCUCUCUCUCGCCGGGGCAACCAGAAGCCAGAUGACCAGCCUCUCUCUCUGGAGCUGGACCCCCUAGAGCUUCUUUCUACCAGCACCGUGCGUCGCUCCUCCUCUGCUGCUGAGGUCCUUCUAGGUUCCAUCCUCCAGUACAUUAGCUCUGAGCCACCCUUAGAGGAGCCUGUUGUACCCGAGGUGGACAACACCGAGAACACAGAAGUCAGAGACGAGAGCCCACCCAGAUGCAAGAGCCUGUCUGUCCAAUCCCGCAGAAGCUCAUCAAGGGCUGGCAACCCAUCCAACGUCCGCCAGGACAGCCAGAUGAGGAAUGACCAGCCUCUCUCUGUGGAGUUCGACAUCCUGGACAUCUCUUCUACCAGUGCUUUGCGCUGCCGAUCCUUAGCUGCCGAGGUCCUCCUUGGCCCCAUCCUCCAGUACCUGAGCUCUGAGCCAACCUCAGACGAGACCAUUAUACCCAAGGUGGAGACCACCGAGAACCAAACAGAAGCCAGAGACAGGAGCCCACCAAGACGCAAGAGCCUAUCUGCUCGCUCCCGCUGGAGCUCGUACAGUGCCGUUGCACCCGAGGUGGAGACCACUGAGGACCAGAGUCCUGAGAAAGUCUCAGAUGAGGCCAUUGCACUCGAGGGGGAGAGCACUGAGUACUACUCAGAUGCAAGAGACGUGAGCCCAUUCAGACGCAACAGCCUGUCUGCUGGCUCCCACAGAAGCUCAUCAAGUGCUGGUAACCCGGGAUACCAGUCUCUCUCUCGCCGGGGCAGCCAGAAGCAGGACGACCAACCUCUCUCUCUGGAGCUGGACCCCCUGGAGCUCCCUUCUACAAGCACCGUGCGUCGCCCCUCCUCGGCUGCCGAGGUCCUCCUAGGUUCCAUCCUCCAGUACCUGAGCUCUGAACCAUCCUCAGACGAGACCGUAAUACCCGAGGUGGAGACCACAGAGAAGAAUGCACAGUUAAGAGAUGAGAGCACACCCAGACGCCAGAGCUUGUCUCCCCGCUUCCGCAGGAGCUCGUCCAAUGCUGUUGUGCCUGAGGUGGAGACCACUGAGUAUUAUUCUGACGAAGGAGACGGCAGCCCACUCAGAUGCAAAAGCCUGUCAAUCCGCUCCCACAGGAGCUCAUCCAGUGGAGGCAACGCCCCAGCCCCCCGGCUAACCCCGGACAACACACACAAUGGCCUCCAGGGCAGCCAGAUGCAGGACAACCUGGAGGAGUUGGACACCAGCGCCGUGCGUCGCCGCUCUUGGGCUGUCGAGGUCCUCCUAGACCCCAUUCUGCAGUACCUGAACCCUGGGCACUCAGAAAAGGCCGAUAUAGAAGAGGCCGAAAUACCCGCGGUGGAGGCCACAGAGCACUAAGAAGUCACCAGUGUCCUAGAAAUGGGCCCCCUUUGAAGGCCCAGGUGUAAGACUUAUUAGUUGAUUUUAGUUUGUGGGUACACAUAAGAGGACCAUAGUUCAGCAGACAUAAUCUGUGAUAAAUCCAUUGUAAUACAAAAUGUGUCAAUGUAUGUGACUGAAAGAUUCAGGCGCUCUACUUCAUGUACAGACGCCAACCCAAAUUUGUUUUGGUUUCCUAACUGAGCAUCAUGUGACAUUAUACACCUUGUACCCCAUUAUAUAUUAGACUUAACUAUUCUUAUAUGACGUGCUAACUUGAUGUCAUAUUCUGUUUUCUGUUUCCCAAAGUAGCCGUGAGAAA